UCCGGGAAAAGUCCGGCAAUAUUAAUAAGCAAAAGUGGGAACAACUUGUUUUUGAUAACAUCACAAAUGGUGUGUACGCGUUGGUCACCGAUCAACCAUUUAAUGAUUAUUAUUAUGCGACCAAACUAUCGCAAUAUCCAAACCUAUAUCGAUCCCAAUUCAAUAGUCUGGUUCUCCCAUAUUUUCUCGCCCUCUCUAAACAUAAUACGCGGAACUUUAAUAACGACGUGAAUUAUAUAAUCUGUUCCCUUUCCGAAAGCGGUAUUUAUGAGUAUUGGGUUAGAAAUACUCUGGAGAUUAAUAACGAAGCCCUCAGACUCGGUAUCAUUGAAUCCAAAGAGAAAUAUCAAUUCUCAUCACUGGAAGUUAAAAGAUAUCGUCGGCCCAAUCGUUACGAUCAUCUCAUUUGCAAACAGAAAAAUUAUGGCAUAGGAAUCACAAGCUCUGCUGUUUUGGUAAAGCUGAAAGAACCGCAUCUUUUACUGAACACAACACCUU
Messenger RNA from Medioppia subpectinata, 498 nucleotides. NCBI's taxonomy places the organism in Eukaryota, Metazoa, Arthropoda, Arachnida, Sarcoptiformes, Oppiidae. The record is from the annotation of a GenBank genome assembly.